This is a messenger RNA of Trematosphaeria pertusa, 1254 nucleotides long. RefSeq names its product alpha/beta-hydrolase. The coding region runs from base 64 to 1047 and encodes 327 amino acids. The transcript has 10 exons. Lineage: Eukaryota; Fungi; Ascomycota; Dothideomycetes; Pleosporales; Trematosphaeriaceae. The record is from RefSeq and is a predicted model, not a curated record. Gene Ontology annotation, molecular function: triacylglycerol lipase activity.
CGCGGAAUUCGAGCUCGAGCUUAGACAGCAAUCAGCAAAUUUCUUCACGAUGCACUUCACCCGAUGAUACGCCCUUGUGUUCGAGCGACCCUUUGUCGCUCGCAGCCACGUAGCACCCAUGCAUCGCCCCUCGUCUCUAUACCACGAACAUUCUGCGCUAGUCGACGGUUGAGAGAAGACCCGCGUUUGCAGAACAUCGGACGCGUUAUCGAAGAUGAAUAUGCGGUGAUGCGAGAUAACUAUGAGACACCGAAGCACACUAUCAUCCUCGCCCACGGUCUCCUCGGCUUCGAUGAACUCCGCCUUGCGGGCCAAUUCUUACCCGGCAUACAAUAUUGGCGAGGGAUAACGGACGCGCUGGCCCAUAAAGGCAUCGAGGUAAUCGUGGCUGCCGUGCCGCCUUCUGGAAGCAUUGAGGCUAGGGCAGCGAAACUAGCUGAAAGUAUUGCCGAGAAGGCCAAAGGAAAAGAUGUAAACAUCAUAGCACAUAGCAUGGGUGGUCUUGAUGCGCGGUACAUGAUUAGCCGUCUUCAACCGACAAACUUGAGCGUCUUAUCAUUGACCACCAUCGCGACACCGCACAGGGGGUCGGCCUUUGCAGACUACAUGUUUGACUCCAUUGGUCCACACCAAAUUCGGAGGCUCUACAAGGUCAUGGACUAUUUUGGCUUGGAGACCGGGGCUUUCUCGCAGCUCACGCGCCGAUAUAUGCAAGGAGAGUUCAAUGACAAGACUCCGAAUGUGAGGGGCAUUAGGUACUACUCGUAUGGCGCAUCGCUGGAACCCUCGUUCUGGUCGGUAUUUGCGGCUUCCCACGCCAUCAUCAAGAACAUGGAAGGCGGUCUCAAUGACGGGCUUGUUAGCGUCCACUCGAGUCGGUGGGGCGACUACAAGGGAACUCUGAUAGGAGUCAGCCAUCUGGACCUGAUUAAUUGGACGAAUCGCCUGAAGUGGUUUUUCUGGGAGCUCACGGGGAGCAAGAGGAACUUCAAUGCUAUCGCCUUCUAUCUCGAUAUUGCCGAUAUGCUGGCCAAAGAAGGACUUUGAACAAGUCGUCCUCGCUACGGCCCGUUCUGGAAGGGGAACAUAUACACUUCGGUCCUCAAACACCAACUGCAGGAACGCGUAACCACUGCAGACUUAGCCUUACCUGGGCGAGGGUUUUGGUAUCAUCGAGCGAAGGGGUAAGAAAAGGGGGCGCUCGGCGGGCUGUGGCUGUGGCUGUGCACAACCACAACGGAUUUGAGACCAGGA